Messenger RNA from Cylicocyclus nassatus, 521 nucleotides. The record is from the annotation of a GenBank genome assembly. NCBI's taxonomy places the organism in Eukaryota, Metazoa, Nematoda, Chromadorea, Rhabditida, Strongylidae.
GAGUUGAGCUGCGAAUUGGAAUCUGGCGCUAUUGCAUACGCUAGCACUUGCCCAAAGGCUGUCUCGCCGAAAAGUCAGAGAAAAGAUAUAGGAGAAGUUUACGAUCGUGUUUCAAUUUCGAGUGCUCUCACAUAUAAAAAUGCGAUCAGAAAGGCUGUUACGAAAUGGUGGAAGCAUGUUAGCCAGCCUAUAGGGGACACGCAGAUAAUACGGGCCAACAUAUCAAAAUUGGGCUGUUCCAUAGUAAAGUGUCAAUUACAUUAUGUGGUCGUUUGUCGCUACUCACCAAUAGCAAACAUCGCUAAGCAGGACGACAGUCGUGGUGAUCCAUGUACGGAGUGCGCCAAAAGAAAUUGCACAGACCCUGGAUUGUGCUCCGCUAAGAAAACUGUAGUGAUCAACAUAGCCCUUUAGCACGUGGCAGCAUUGUAAAAUGGUGCAAAAUCAAUGCGCCACUUACAAGGAAAGCAUGUUUAGUCGAAGUGGCCUUUUUAGAUGGGAUGUAACCAUAUUGAAGGGCG